This is a messenger RNA of Pollicipes pollicipes, 1324 nucleotides long. Its product is annotated as putative Dol-P-Glc:Glc(2)Man(9)GlcNAc(2)-PP-Dol alpha-1,2-glucosyltransferase. Gene Ontology annotation, cellular component: endoplasmic reticulum. Bases 9 to 1199 code for a protein of 396 amino acids. Gene Ontology annotation, molecular function: dolichyl pyrophosphate Glc2Man9GlcNAc2 alpha-1,2-glucosyltransferase activity. NCBI's taxonomy places the organism in Eukaryota, Metazoa, Arthropoda, Thecostraca, Pollicipedomorpha, Pollicipedidae. Gene Ontology annotation, biological process: dolichol-linked oligosaccharide biosynthetic process; protein N-linked glycosylation. The record is from RefSeq and is a predicted model, not a curated record. The transcript has 7 exons.
ACGAGGCGAUGCAGACGGGAAGAUUUGCAUGCAGCAUACAAGAGAAAGAGCAGCCCGCCAUGGAGGUCAAGUGGUACACGGCGGGCCUGCUGGCCGCCGUGGCCGUGUUCAGCGGCACCUCCCUGCUGGUGUUCCACCACGUGUACGCCCUGCAGCCAACGCCCUUCAUCGACGAGGCGUUCCACAUCCCGCAGUGCCAGCAGUUCUGCGCCGGAAACUACACGCAGUGGGACCCCAAGAUCACCACGCUGCCCGGCCUGUACCUGCUGUCGGUGGGCCUGCUGGGCUACCUGUCCGGCCUCGAGCCGCCCUCCUGCACCGUCUACCUCCUGCGCAUGGUCAACCUCCUCUUCUCCGUCAUCACGCUGGUCGUCAUCUACAGCAUCCUCAAGGUGCUCAACACUGAGGAGUCGCGCGAGUGGCGCCACCUGGUGACAUCGCUCACGCUGGCCUCGUUCCCUGUGCUCUACACGUUCUCGUUCCUCUACUACACGGACGUGGCGUCGACGCUGUGCGUGCUGCUCAUGUACUCGCUGCACCUGCACCGGCAGCCGGGCACGGCCGCCUGCAUCGGUGCGGUGGCCGUGCUAGUGCGGCAGACCAACGUCAUCUGGGUGGGCGUGCUGGCGGCUCUGGCCUGCUCCGACUUCAUGGUCUCCACGCUGGCCGCCUCCAAGUCGGCCGGCCGCCGCAAGACGGUGGACCCGUGCUCGCCCCGGAUCGUGCGGGACGUGCUCCAUUUCUACUCGGCCCACAUGAAGAAGGACCCGCUGAACUUCGCCGAGGCGCUGACGGACGUGCUGUACGAGGGCGUGCAGUACGUGCUGGUGUGCGUCGGAUUCGCCGCCUUCGUGGUCUGGAACGGCGGCCUGGUGGUGGGCGACCGGUCGGCGCACGAGGCCGUGCUGAACGCGCCCCAGCUGCUCUACUUCCUGGCCACGGCUGCCGGCUUCCUGGCGCCGCUAACACUCGAGUCCGCCGACGAGGUUGCGGCGCUCGUGCCGCAGCGGCUGCUGGAGUUCCGCUACUUCAUCCUGCCGUUUCUGCUGCUGCGCCUCCACCUGCGGCCGCCAGGGGCGCUGGCGUGCCUGGCCGAGUGCGCGCUGUACGCCACGGUGAACGCCGCCACGCUGUACCUGUUCACGGUGAAGACGUUCACGUGGGAGGACCAGCCGGGCCUGCAGCGCAUCAUCUGGUGAGCCCCGGACGAGCGGCGCGUCAGGCGGCGCCGCUCUGCCACGGCCUGCGGGGCGGAGCUCCCGCUCCCGCCGCCCCAGCCCACUCCACCGGCGGCUACCAUGUCAUACGAUGGCGACUGAGAAGA